Messenger RNA from Anopheles aquasalis, 2059 nucleotides. RefSeq names its product transmembrane protease serine 9-like. Gene Ontology annotation, biological process: proteolysis. The record is from RefSeq and is a predicted model, not a curated record. NCBI's taxonomy places the organism in Eukaryota, Metazoa, Arthropoda, Insecta, Diptera, Culicidae. Gene Ontology annotation, molecular function: serine-type endopeptidase activity.
AUGGACCGCUCGGUCGACAGUGUUUCGCGCAUUCUGGCGGCCUUUCCGUGGGUUAUUUCGGUGGGACUGUUACUAUUCCGGGCAGACUUAUCACAAGCUCACCGAUCCGAGCCGAGUGCUGCCGCCGCUGCCGGCAAGUGUGCAAAAACUUACUCCAGUGAUGUGCGUUGCGGUUUGCCAGUCCUGCAACCAUCAGCCCUUCCAAAACACCCGUCAGAGGCCAUUCGGGGAGAGUUUCCGUGGCAUGUCGCUAUCUAUCAUAAAGAAUCGGUGGGAUCAUUGUACAGCUGUGGUGGAUCGUUGAUUAGCGAUCGUUUCGUGCUAACUGUGGCUCACUGUACGGUCAACGAAAACAAUGACUAUCCGCUGAGUGCGGAGGUGUUUGAGUUGCUCCUUGGUUAUCAUGAUCUCGCCGAAACACAGGACCUUAGCUGCAGCGAACGAGUGGGUGUAAGGAGGAAUCAUGUGCAUCCCGACUACCGGACACAUAGCUAUCGUCAUGACCUCGCUCUGUUGGAACUGGAGCGCCAAGUUCGCUUCACCGAUCGUGUCCUGCCCGUCUGCCUUGAUACGGCCCGGGAAGAUCCGCCUAAUUUCUACCAGACGAUCGGCAAAGUGCCGGGCUGGGGAUACACCGAAGUCGAUGAGAUGUCCAGCUGGUUGCGUAUGACGGAGAUACCGAUCGUCAACUACGUACACUGUCUCAACAGUAAUCCCGAUCUGUUCGCCAAAAACAUGUACGACGGAAUGUUUUGCGGUGGUUACGCCAACGGGAGCAACGUCUGCAAUGGAGACUCGGGUGGUGGGCUCGUAACCUACCACCAGGGUCUCUGGGAACUGCAGGGGAUCGUCUCCUACACGGCACUCCGCGAUGUGAACGAAAACAUCUGUGACACACGGCAGUACGCAGCUUACGUGAAGGUGCGCCACUACAGGGAGUGGAUCGGAAGCAUCUGCCAGAGGCCCAGUCCGGAUCCGGCAAAGAGUGAAAAGCUUACGAUGCCACCGGCUAAGACAGCCGAAGCCGUUGCCCAGCCGGAAAGGAACUGUGGAAAACGGAAGAUCACCGCACAGCCCUUGAUUGUCAACGGGGUCCGUAGUUUGUCGGGCGAGUGGCCAUGGCAUGCCGGCGUCUUUGCGCUGUCGAAGCGCUCCCGGGAGUACGUUUGCGGUGGAACGCUGAUCAGCGAGGGGUACAUUCUGACGGCAGCGAGCUGCGUACGCGAUUGGCACCACCGGAAGCGUCCGUUUGUGGUGCAGCUCGGUCAGAACCAGCUGUUCGAUGGAGCGACAACAGCGCGCGAUGUGCGCGUUCUAGCGGUCGAGACGAGUGACGACAGUCCGAUGGCCCUUUUAAGGCUUGAGACGGACGUACGGUUCAAUGAUUUUAUUCAACCGAUCUGUCUUCCGGUUGACCGGGAAUCGUCUGGGGAGGAGGGCGGUGAUCGGAGUGGUUUCAUUGCCGGCUUUGGUCAGACGGACCCGGAAGGAGAUGUGUCUCCUACUUUGCAAUCAACCAGCAUGCCCAUCGUGGACAAUAAUUUGUGUAUCCUGUAUCGCAUCUUUGAGCAGCGUCAAGCGAAUGGUAUGCUGUGUGCCGGUCACGGUAAUGGCACAAACGCUUGCCUCGGUGAUCAGGGUGGAGGAUUCUACGAACGGGACGAAACGGGAACCUGGACCGUCACCGGGGUCAUCAGCAAGAUCAACAUUUACCGGAAACGGUGCGAUCCGCAUGGGUAUGUGGCGAUCGCCGAUGUGAUGCACUACCUCUCGUGGAUCAUGGAGCAAAUGGGCGACCGCGAGCAGCCCGGCCGACGUGAGGAAGGACCUUCCAGUAAUUCCAAGGAAUCUCGGGGAAAGCAUCACCACCGGCACCACCAUCGUCAUCUCCACCGUCAUCGCAAUGGGUCAGGAGAGAGUGGAUCGCGCGAGGGAAGCAACGAAAGUAACGAGCGAUCGAUUGUGUCAUCGGUGAAGAACGUAAUGCAGGCAAAGAUCGAUCUGGUGAAGGAUGUGCAUGGGGCGGCCAGCUCGACCAUUAAAAAGAUUUUCGGAUAGU